UCCUAAAUCUCAUAAUUACGAAGAUCAUCCAAGUCAGUAGGUUAUGUUGGUUUCUGAAUAAUUGAAUUGAAUGUUCAUUGAUUUAAAUGGGUCUGCUUUCUCGAUAUCCUAUCUCGUUCUUUACGAGUGAUUUAUAGAUAUUCAUUGUAUGAUUUAAGCUUUCCUGUAUUUCCUCAACACUUCCCAUUCCAUGCCAUUUCCAUGUUGGCUUUACUAUGCUUUCUUCUUUUGGCCGAAUCCUUGGAUGUGGCUACAUUAAUUUUUUUUUAGCUAUUUUGUUAUUCUUCAAUCUCCUGGUUCUUGUAUGCAUGGAAAUAGUUUCUAUGUCGCGUUUGCAAAAGGGGUUUUGAAUCGGAAUGAAGGGAAACAAAAUCCCUCCUUUGAAAUUUUCAUUGUUCAGACGAGGAUAUCAAGUUUUUCCCGAUUUGUGCAGUGAUUGAAUGAUUGUGAUGGUGCUGACAAUGACAUGGUGUAGUUUCAGUAAUGGCAGCCGCUGUGACACAGGUUUGUCAGGGUUGGCAGUGAUGGCAGUGAUGAGUAAACCCAGAGACAGACAUAGAAAUUAAAAGCAAGAUGAUAUGGUAAUUGUAAAAGGAAAGAAGAAAAGGACAAGGACAACAACAAGAACAAGAAAAGGAUGAUGAUGAUGAUGAUGAAGAGGAUAACACAAAGCAUGACAGUGAUGUGGCAGAAGGGAUUAAAGAAGAACAUGCCAUCAACAUCGAGAGCUGUAAAUACUUUGAAGCAUAACCAUUGCUAUCAAAUUAGAAAGUCUCCUCCUCUUGUCUCCCUUGACUUCCCUGACAUCUGGACCCCUAAUUCCCUGGACUAUGAUUGUUCUCCAAUCCAGAAAGGCUCCAAUGAGCAGACCGCUGCUGUAAUUGAUGGGAAGUCAAUUUCUGAGGAAAUCAUAUCAGGAAUAGCUAGUGAAGUGCGCAGGAUGAAGGAGUCUAUUGGAAAGGUUCCUGGCUUGGCUGUGAUCUUGGUUGGUCAAAGAAGGGACUCUCAAACUUAUGUCCAGAACAAAAUAAAAGCUUGCGAAGAAGCCAGAAUCAAGUCUCUGAUGGCUGAACUGCCUGAGGAUUGUACAGAAGAUGAAAUUCUCAGUGCUUUGUCAAGCUUUAAUGAGAAUCCAUCAAUUCAUGGUAUUCUUGUGCAGCUUCCUCUUCCAAAACAUUUAGAUGAGGAAAAGAUUUUGAACAUGGUGAGCCUAGAAAAAGAUGUGGAUGGCUUCAAUCCACUGAAUAUGGGAAAUCUUGCCAUGCGCGGAAGGGAGCCACUGUUCAUCCCCUGCACUGCAAAGGGUUGCAUUGAGUUAUUGCUCAGGUCUGGUGUGGAAAUCAUGGGGAAGAAAGCUGUGGUGAUUGGAAGAAGCAACAUUGCUGGAUUGCCCACAUCAUUGCUGUUGCAGAGGCACCAUGCAACAGUCAGCAUCCUACACGCAUUGUCAAAGAACCCAGAUCAGAUCACCCGCCAAGCUGACAUUGUGGUUUCAGCUGUGGGAGUGCCUAAUCUUGUCCGUGGCCAUUGGCUAAAGCCUGGUGCAGUUGUCAUUGAUGUGGGAACAUACCCGGUUGAGGACCCCAGCUCCGAGUUUGGUUAUCGCCUCGUUGGAGAUGUGUGCUAUGAGGAAGCAUUAGGGGUAGCAUCUGCCGUUACACCUGUACCAGGAGGUGUUGGACCCAUGACAAUCGCCAUGCUCCUCUCCAACACUCUGGACUCUGCCAAGCGUGCUUAUGACAUUACUUGAUCGGCCUUCAAUUUAUUAUGACUUGGCUAUUUGAUGUUACAUCCAUUCAGACUUUCUUUGCAUGAAUACACCUGUACAUUCCAUUUUUUUGCUGCAACUACAUGUAAUAAUUAUUUACUUUAAUGGGUGAGAUUGAUUAGAGGCUGGUCUUCUUUGGCUGUCACAAAUGAGUUCUAA
This is a messenger RNA of Vitis riparia (riverbank grape), 1927 nucleotides long. RefSeq names its product bifunctional protein FolD 1, mitochondrial. The transcript has 6 exons. The coding region runs from base 638 to 1750 and encodes 370 amino acids. The record is from RefSeq and is a predicted model, not a curated record. Gene Ontology annotation, molecular function: methylenetetrahydrofolate dehydrogenase (NADP+) activity; methenyltetrahydrofolate cyclohydrolase activity. Gene Ontology annotation, biological process: tetrahydrofolate interconversion. Gene Ontology annotation, cellular component: cytosol. Lineage: Eukaryota; Viridiplantae; Streptophyta; Magnoliopsida; Vitales; Vitaceae.